ACGAAGAAUUAUGUUGUGACAUUGAGACCCAUUCCUUCGUUUCACUUGUAAACAGCAUCUAGGUUAUGUUGAUAUGUGAAAUGUAUUGGUCUCAUUGGCCGUUCCCAGAUUUGAUCAUUACAGAGUUGUAAAUGUAAAAUUUCACAUUUUAUUUAUUAUCUCAUUUACAGAUAUAGUUCCAACAGAUUACACGAGUUGAUUGGAAGCAACAUAUUUCGACAAAGUAAAUUUAAAAGAAUUACACAGCUGCUGCUGCUCUGUAUGCCCAAGUUACCUGGACCAUACACAUAACUCGCGAAAGGUUUUCUAAAGACUUGCUAGUCGUGUCUGACCAACAUGUACAACUGGACAAAGGGAAACAGCUCACUAAGGAAUGAUAAGGUACCUGACAUGGGCAGUUCAGCUCAAUCCACAUGACCAAUCUAAAAAAGAGUGGCUGCCAAUGCAGGAAUUAGCCAAUGAUCAGUACUCAGGAUCCUAAAGGACAAUAAAAGGCACCCAUACCAUAUUUCACAACAUCAAGAACUGCAUAGAAAUUACUCCCUUCUAAGAAUGAACUUUUGUUUGUAAAUCCGUGAUAAAAUGCACAAAGAUGAAUAUAUUUUUUCGCAUUUAUGGUGUGAUGAAGCAACCAUCCGGAGCGAUGGAGAAGUGAACCGUCACAAUAUGAGGUUCUGGGUUUUUGAGAAUUCCUACGAGAUGCAAGAGGUAGACAGCCAAAAGUACUGGACCCUCAAUACUUCAUGCAUUAUUGGUAACCAAAUUGUUGCCCAUUUUUUUCCAAGGACACUCCUGGUAUUGCAAGCCCAGCCUAACUUCAAUAGUUAUUUAGAAGUGAUACUGUAUCCGCAAUAGACACUGUAUAUUGUGUCCAUUCUAGUUAGAUUAAUAGCGUUUUUGCAACUUGUAGAGUCCUACAUGAGUGAACAGUGGUGGGGGAAGGGGAGUGAGAGAGAGAGAUGUGGAGAAGGAUAAGCAUGGACUGACUUCCUUCUCCACAUUCCUUACCAACCACUCCUCAGUCGCCACUUUACCACUCUAGGGUAUGUGUUACAUAACAGCUGUUUUACAUACUCAGUAAUAAUAACAGCUGUUAACAAUAAAAAUGUGUUAAAAUACUUCUUAAUUAUACUAACAUAUUAAAUAGAUGCAAUGGACUAUUCUUAACAUAAACAAUAAUAAUAGUUACUCCAUAACAACGAGAAUAACAAAAAAUAGCGUGAUGCUCCAAAACACCAACGCAUGGAAGCAAAGCAAGCACUCGGUUCCCACUUUUGCCUUGUAAGGAAAAUAGAUCGGCCAAUGAAAGAGGGGGUGGUGGUAGGCGUGGUCGAGAUCCUGCUCCCCACUCCCCCUAUGCGCAAGAAAUCUUUGUGCAGGUCGCUUUAAAAGCGGCUCAUCUAUAAUAAACUUUAAUUAAUGUGUGAGAAGAAAUAUUCAUGGUUAGAGAGAGUUGUGAAUUUAAGCUUUCUCCAAACAGUAUCGAAAGAUUUUUUUGUUAAAUUUGGUGUAUCGAAAUGAAAAUUAAAUUUGCAAUUGAUUUUAUUACUAGAAUAGUUGCUGUGUCUUGACCGGAGACAUAAUUUCUAUUAGAGUUUAUAAAUUUGAAAAUAGCAUUGUUAGAAUUUAGUAUUGCAAGUUCUACUUCUUGAAUCAUGGAUCAAUUAACUGAACCUAAUUUUCAAGCAGUUCCUUUUGUAUUUAUGGUGUAUUAAAUGGGAUGGUGCUUCCAGAUUUAUAGAUUAAGAGCCGGAUGUAGUGAUAUGACUUUGGGUUUUUCCUCAUAAGAUCAAUAAUAAACCUCAUGCACUAAUAGGCCCCUAUUCUUGAUAGUAACGUCAAGGGCGUUGACUCACUUGGAAUAUCUAAUACUCAUCCAAACGCUUUCUAUUUUUUCUUAUUCUUUCUUCUCAUAUAAAGUUUAUACAUUUUUAAUAUUUAAAAUAUAUACAAAAAACUGUGAUUUUUCCAAAGUAACCAAUACAAAUAUCCAAAAGACUAAAAGUGUUUGGAUGCUAAUUAACUAUAUCUUGAAAAUAAGACAUCUCUCAUAAUUCCACAACUAAAAGUUAGAUCAUGAAAAUACAUGAGGUUUAAAAUUGUUCUUUUGUAUUUUUUAACACUAUUUGAUAAUUUAGGUAUGAGAAUUGUAUUAUUAAUGUGCAUUAAUAAUACAACACACUUGUCGGCGGCUAUCUGCCCUACACCUCACCUUCUAGUUAUAUAGAUAAAGUCUACGAAAAGACCCAUACAAAAGAACCCACAACUCGGACAACUGAAAAACAAGUAAUGAAUCAUAUAGGGGAAAAAACUCAAUCAUCAGCCUACCCUCCAUCCGAUGAUGAAGACUUUCAAAUCAUCCAAACAAAAGCAGAAAUACACCCUGUUAAAGAUGUGAACACCUACCAAUGCACAACAAUAUCAAACCGCAGCAUAAGCCAUAACACUCCAAAAAUAUCUAACAAAACAUUGUCACCAGCACAGCACCACAGCAGCUAUUUUUUUAGGAAGUCACCGGAGGAAAACAACCAAGAAGACAUACAAAACAAAAAUAUAUACAAAUACAGCAAUAAAAACACAGGACUUCCGGAACAAACAACAAAAAGCGAACAUAUUUCAGGCAUUAGGAACAAACCAAAGCAAACAAUAAAAAAAGUAAUAACAAUCCUCUAUCAAAACUGCCAGGAAGUAAAAAACAAGAUAAACCGUAUUAUCCACUUCCUUGAGUCCACCAAGCCAGAUAUAGUAAUACUUACUGAACAUGGUCUGAAGGAUGAAUUACUAAGAAAUACAAGAAUUCCUGGAUAUAUCCUGAAAAAUUACUUCAGCCGUGAGCUUCGACGGAAAGGUGGGGUGGCCAUUUACGUAGCAGAUGACUGUGAUGGAACCACUGAAGCCAUAGACAUUGUACACCACUGUAAGGAGUUCACCUGUGAAAUGGCUAUGGUAAAAGUGUCACACGGAAAAAAACAUCUCUAUGUUAUAGGCAUAUACAGGGCACCUGGUGAAAAACUUGACGAAGCCCUAGAUAUCAUUUCCGAUGUUCUAGAAGAUACUAAGGCAGAGAACUACUCUCUAAUAAUAAUGGGAGAUAUUAAUGUAGACACCCUAAAGCCUCAUGACAGGGAUACCCGCAGUUUAAAUGAAAGAUUGAAUAGGCACAACCUAACAAGAAUGAAACUCCCUCCCACAAGAAUCACUCCAUUAACCGUCUCCUCAAUUGACUGUGUCUGCACAAACCUCAACCUGGAAAAUCUCACAACAUCAAUAAUAGAAGCAGGCAUAUCUGACCACACAGCCCAGUUAACCACAGCACAAUUUAAGAAAACUAUCACCUCUUACACCAGCUUUACACGGAGACAGCUUAAUAAAGAUAACAUCGACACAUUAAGAGCUGUACUGGAAAAUGAAGACUGGAAUGGUGUAUACGGCUGACAAUGUUAACAAUGCUUACAACAGCUUCCUUACAACAAUAACAAUGGCAAUGGACUAUGCCUGUCCGGUAAAAAGGACAAGGCAUAAAAAAAGCAAAAAGCUCAAAACUUUCAUAGAUGAGGAAUCACUCGGCCUCAAAGCAACCUAUCUUAAAUGCCUUGACAAGCAUCGACUCACAGGCUCUACCGAAGAUAAGGCAGCAGCAUCAAAAGCAAAAAAAGACUAUGACCUCCAUCUCAAAAUGCUCAGGCAACAAGCAUCUGCUGAAUAUAUUAAUAACGCAGAGAACAAGUCUAAAGCUGCUUGGCAAGUCAUAACCUCUCAGAGAAAUAAAGGCGUACAGAAGCCAACAAAAUUGAAGAUGGAAAUUGACGGCAAGGAAACAAACAAUCCAAAUGAAAUUGUAGAACAUUUAAAUAAAUUUUUCACUAACGUAGCAGACACCACACUAGCAAUAAAUAAUCAGUACAACAAGAGUACAAACACCAUCCAUCACAAACAAAUAAAUCACUAUCUCACACACCUAAAACCUACAGACAUAAAAGAAAUACAUGAAAUACUCAAAAGCUUCAAGCCCAAAACCUCUGCAGGAGUCGAUGGCAUCUCAUCAAAACUAGUAAAACAAUGUUCCAACUCACUUUCACCUCCACUAGUCUAUAUUACAAAUAUGUCACUAAGAACAGGCCAAUUUCCGCUCUCUUUAAAGCUUGCAAAGAUCUACCCUAAGCUUAAAAGUAGAAGCCCAAUGGAUCCAAGUAACUACAGGCCAAUCUCGCUCAUUCCUACUUUUUCUAAAGUAAUUGAGCAGGUUGUGCUGAGAAGACUAUUGAAUCAUUGUGAGCAAGAGAAGUUACUUUCUGCAAGUCAACAUGGCUUUCUAAAAGGACGAUCAACCACCACUGCAAUUAUUGAGCUAGUGGAGUUUAUUAUAGACCACCUGGAGUCGGGACAGCUAGUCACUAGCAUCAUGCUUGACUUUAGUAAAGCAUUUGACUGCCUUGGGCACAAUCUAAUUUUAAAAAAAACUUGACAACCUUGGAAUAAAAGGGUCCGCUAUAAACUGGUUUAGGAGCUACCUGGAAGAACGAAGGCAGUUGGUGGAAGUUAAACAUGCAGAAGGUGAUAAAAUUUACAGUGUGAGAUCAAAGCCUCUUCCAGUAAAGAGAGGGGUCCCACAAGGCUCCGUCCUUGGCCCCAUGAUAUUCAUACUGUUCACAAAUGACAUGCCUCAAUACCUCAAUGGACUGUGUAAUACACUAAUGUAUGCUGACGACACCACCCUGCUCUCCUCAGAAAACUCAACCGACCAGCUAGCUGUAAAGUCAUUCAUAUCCCUGCACACAGCAUACCAGUACUGUCAUGCUAACGACCUGGUAGUAAACAUGUCCAAAACAAACCAGCUAGCUUUUGGUAGGAAGCGAGACCAGGUGCCAGCCCUGCCAGACGUCGACAUGAAGCAAAAGACCAAAUUUCUUGGAGUAACUAUAGACGAAAAUGUAUCCUGGACACAACAUGUAGACACACUAUGCAGCAAACUCAACACCAGCCUUUAUGUCCUAAAACAGACUAAAGCCAUUAGCAACUCAGCUACAGCUAGAACAACGUACUUUGCUGUUUUCGAAUCCUACCUUCGGUAUGGCAUAUCUGUCUGGAGCGGAACUGCUCAACAGAACUUGUCAAGAAUUCUAAGACUCCAAAAAAAAGCCAUAAGGGUUAUAAAUGGACUUAGCCCAAGAGACUCCUGUAGAGAAGCAUUCAAGGAGCUUAAAAUUAAGACAGUGAUUGCUCUUUAUAUCCAGGAGCAAUAACCUGCCACGUGUAGCUGACCAGCAUGACUACUACACUCAUCAUGCUGCAAACUACACUUUGGCGGCACAUCACCUCACAUUGUAUGAGAAGAAACCCUCCUACAUGGGCAAGAAGCUCUACAACCUACUACCAGCACACAUGAAGACUCUCUCAGGAAAGAAGUUAAAAACGUCAUUGAACAACUGGCUAACAACUAGACCUUUCUACACCCUGAAUGAAUACAUAGACAAUCAAGAUAUUUACAAACUCUAAAUAUUAACUAUAUAUAUUUAAGUAACUUUUAAUAUUCUUGCAGUUUUUAUCUUUUAGAAAUAUAGACCUUUUUAUUCAUUAACCUCAUGACAACGUCAGGCAAAAACAUUGUAUGCUACUUGCUUUGUAUGUAACUAUUGACAACUUGUUUCAAUUUAUGUGUUGAACCGAUUUGAUAAUCUUUUCUAAAACAUUUUACAACACAUGACUAUUUUUAGAUAUUUAGAUACUAAGAAUUGACGCCAUUGCUGUACUUUAAGUAUAUGUAAAUAAAGAAUCUUUGACUUUGACUUUGACAUUAAUAAUACAAAUGCAGACUGCUCGGAGGCAACUUUUUGACCCACAACUCCUGAUCUUAAUAUACAUAUAAUUUUUAGUGAUGCCCUUUACACGAACAUAAUAAAUUAUAAGACAUCCCAAAUGAGCUUAGGGUAGAACUAAGCACACCAUGUGUCGUAACAGGCUUCGCUUAGGUUGCAUGCAAAAUUUUAAACCUGUAGCUAAUUCCAUUCUCAAGAUGUUCUGCGGAUAGAUAAACAGAAAGACCAUAAGAAAAGUUGACAAGAAAAUGACGCCUCUUAGAACUUGUUCCUGUAGAAAUUAACUUUCAUGCAUAAUUUAAGUCAACUUAUGAAAUCUUACUCAACAUAUUUUACUACAUCAUACAUUCACAUUUUUAUUCAUUAAAUUGGGUUUCAUAUUAGUGUUUAAAUAAUAAAAGUGUACACACCAUAAAACUAUCUAUGUGUAGGGAUUGUUAGCCUACAUGUGUUAAUAAGUCACAUGUUUGAAUCUGUUAUGGGUGUACUUAGUUUGUUUGCAAUUUUAUUUAUUCUGCUAUUUUCUUGUUCCCAUCUUGAUGUACAAAUUUUCGCUAGUGCUCAGUCAAAUCUUGUGAAAUGACAUGCACCAUCUUUGAACUCAAUGUUUCUCAAAUGAAGC
Homalodisca vitripennis (glassy-winged sharpshooter) is the source of this 6438-nucleotide messenger RNA. RefSeq lists its product as uncharacterized. The record is from RefSeq and is a predicted model, not a curated record. The transcript is spliced from 2 exons. Gene Ontology annotation, molecular function: catalytic activity. NCBI's taxonomy places the organism in Eukaryota, Metazoa, Arthropoda, Insecta, Hemiptera, Cicadellidae. The coding region runs from base 2290 to 3435 and encodes 381 amino acids.